Symbiodinium natans is the source of this 1203-nucleotide messenger RNA. The record is from the annotation of a GenBank genome assembly. NCBI's taxonomy places the organism in Eukaryota, Dinophyceae, Suessiales, Symbiodiniaceae.
AUGCUGCGCAGACCGGGCCGCAGCUGCCAAGGGGCCCUCCUCGCCACUGCCGGGGUCAUCUUGCUUUCGCGCUCGCCUGACCAGAGCUUGGAGCACUGGUCAGACAGCCGAGAUGCCGUGGCUUGGAUGUGCCCUCCACUUGCCAGAAAUCAGGCAGCUCCCUCGAUCGGACGAGGUUUGCAGCUUGCGGAGCCUUUUGCAAGCUGCCAGCCCACACCCAGGCGCAGGAUGGGCACAUUGCCUUUGAGAGCUGGUGCUGAGCCAGUUCGGUCUAUUGAGUCUGCGAAGCGUCGAGCCCCCUGGACACGCUCCAUGUUGGGUGUUCUGCUGGGACUUUGCCUUGGCUUUGCCGCAGCUUCCAGUGCGAAGGCCGCCACGGCUGCCGUUGCAGCCAGGCCCCACCUUGGAAUCCGGUUGGCAACCAAGAUGAAGAGUGCUUUUUCUAUACCCGAUUGGGCCAUCCUAAUGAUGAUCUCAGCUUUGCCAUUAGUCGAGCUUCGCGGAGGCGUGCCAGUCGGCUUGUGGAUGGGACUGGCCGUGCCGCAGGUGAUGUUGCUCUGUAUUGUGGGCAACAUGAUACCAAUCCCGCUGAUCCUUACAGCGCUCAGGAUUGAAAAGAUGAAGCAGCUGCUGUCACCGCUGCUAAAACGUGCAGCACAGAAGACAGAGCCGAUCGGAGCCCAUGACCGAUGGGUGGGUGUCGCCGCGUUCGUCGGCGUCCCUUUGCCUGGGACAGGGGCAUGGACCGGAGCCAUGGUUGCCUACUUGCUGGGGAUGGACCUCUGGGAGGCAAUCACGUCUGUCCUAGCAGGAGUCGUUGUGGCUGCCUGCAUCAUGGCGUCUCCUCCUCAGAUUGGAAGGUUGCCAACUGUUUGCUUGAACUACUGCCGCGGUCGUGUGAUGAAGGUCGCUGACCCUGGCCGGCUGGUUUGGCUGUGCUGCAGUGGUGGCGCCGGCAAACUCGAGCCUUACGCGAUCUGGCUGAUUGAAAGCGCAUGUUCGCCAGGUGUUGCUGGGCAUCGUCGCAUUGGCCAGCAGAUGGUUGCAGAUGAAGUGAUGCAAGUGAUCCGCUGGACCGAGCGGACCCAUGUGCCUGUAAGCAAACUUUGCAACCUUUGCAAACACCCGAAUUUGUUCGCCCCAUGCAGGCCACAUGAGAAGGCACUCUCCACACUCCACGACUCCGCGAACAAAAACCCGUGA